This is a messenger RNA of Dothidotthia symphoricarpi CBS 119687, 1005 nucleotides long. RefSeq names its product DUF1746-domain-containing protein. The transcript is spliced from 2 exons. The coding region runs from base 1 to 1005 and encodes 334 amino acids. Gene Ontology annotation, biological process: protein processing; SREBP signaling pathway. Lineage: Eukaryota; Fungi; Ascomycota; Dothideomycetes; Pleosporales; Dothidotthiaceae. Gene Ontology annotation, cellular component: Dsc E3 ubiquitin ligase complex. The record is from RefSeq and is a predicted model, not a curated record.
AUGAACGAUGAAGGCGAGUCUUCUCGAGCUGCCUUGCGCCGUAUAAGCCAUGCCUCUGAGGAUGCAGACCUCAACGAAGUGAUGAUGGAGGUUAACGAGGAAGAGGAUGCACGGGAGAAAGAGAAGAUUUCUAAGGAAAGAAGGCUGGAUGCAAAGAGGAAGAGGAUACGUCUUUUGAAUGAGCUUCUGCGCGAGCUGGACCUCGUAGUGUACAUGGAGCUCAUCACGCUCUACUACCUGGAUUGCUCAUUCUUCUGGCUUAUAGUGCGUGCAUUCAUACACGGCAGCCUUCUUACACCCGCUACGGAUGUAGCUCUCGACCGCCCACCUGACGAACCUAAGCCGUUUCUACCUCUGGUACUCUUCUCCUUUGCCGUGAACUUUUGUCUGCAUCUCCUUUAUGCUGCGCCGUCCGCUGGUGAAGAUACCAGAGGCUAUCUGCACGGUGGUUUAAUGAUAGACUUCAUUGGGCAGCAGGGUCCUACUAGCAAAUGGAAGCUCGGGGGGCUGGACAUGUGCAUUCUGCUGUUACAGCUUGUUAUGGUUUCAGUGCAUGUAAAGAGGCGGGAGUUGAAAAAGAAGUUGGCAAAAGAAUCGACUGGCGGAGACGCUCCAACCAACAACGGUGCAGCUAUGGAUACAGCAGCAGCAGUGGACACCCAAGAAGCAGUAACACCCGACAACCAAGCCCGAGAACAAGACGUUGAUUCUGAAGAACGAGGCCUCUUGCGUCGGACUGAUAGCAUGUCAGACAUCGGAGUUGAGCCAGAUGAGGACGAUAGCCUUUUACCGUUAUCUUCCGAGGUUGGCCAUGUCGACGCACUGGACGUUCUCGCAUCUGGACAGUGUGUAGUUGGCGACUUUGCGCUUGUUGAUACACUCCUGGAAGAGAACAGCAACUACAAUGCGUACCGUCGGACGCGCUUAGAAGGAACUAGUGAUAUGCCUGAGACGCUGAGAAGGCUGAACGCCAUCCGUCAGAGAUUUGGGGUUGGCGGCGGCUGA